Paecilomyces variotii is the source of this 5148-nucleotide messenger RNA. RefSeq lists its product as hypothetical. Gene Ontology annotation, molecular function: metalloaminopeptidase activity. Lineage: Eukaryota; Fungi; Ascomycota; Eurotiomycetes; Eurotiales; Thermoascaceae. The transcript is spliced from 16 exons. Bases 1 to 5148 code for a protein of 1715 amino acids. Gene Ontology annotation, cellular component: exocyst. The record is from RefSeq and is a predicted model, not a curated record.
AUGGAGAAGGUAGACACUACUGAGCGCCUGGCAAAGCUCAGGCAGCUCAUGUCAGAGCACAAGGUUGACGUAUACAUCCCGCACGAUCGAAUUCCGCGCCCUCGUCAGCUCGCAGGCUUACCCAUAACUGCAGAAUAUAUCUCUGGAUUCUCCGGCUCCGCAGGAACGGCCGUUGUGUCGUUAACAAACGCAGCUCUAUCGACAGAUGGCCGGUAUUUUAACCAGGCCGCCAAGCAGUUGGAUGACAAUUGGUUGCUGUUGAAGCGUGGACUGGAAGGCGUCCCGACCUGGCAGGAAUGGACAACGGAGCAAGCAGAGGGUGGAAAAGUCGUGGGUGUCGACCCGAGUCUGAUCACAGCCUCAAGCGCCCGCAAGCUCUCAGAGACGCUCAAUAAAAACGGCUCCUCUUUGGUAGGAAUCCAGCAGAAUUUGGUCGAUCUUGUCUGGGGCAAGGACCGUCCGGCUCGUCCAAACGAGAAGGUCAAGGUCCACCCGGAGAAGUUUGCUGGAAAGUCUUUCCAGGAGAAAAUCAGUGACUUGCGAAAGGACCUUCAGACGAAGAAACGGGCCGGAUUUGUUAUUUCAAUGCUUGAUGAAAUUGCUUGGCUCUUCAACUUGAGAGGGAACGACAUCCCUUACAACCCCGUGUUCUUUUCAUAUGCAGUGAUUACUCCCACUACAGCGGAGCUGUACAUCGAUGCCGAAAAAUUGACCCCAGAAGCGAAGAAACAUCUUGGCCAAGACGUCGUCAUUAAGCCCUAUGACACCAUAUUUGCUGAUGCGAAGACCUUAAGCGCGAAAGCCCCGACUGCGGCUGAUAAGACACCUACGAAAUUCCUCCUGUCCAACAAGGCUUCCUGGGCACUCAGUCUAAGCCUGGGCGGAGAGGGUCAGGUCGAAGAGGCUCGAAGCCCCAUCUCUGAUGCAAAGGCCAUCAAGAAUGAAGCGGAGGUGGAGGGCAUGAGAGCUUGUCAUAUCAGAGACGGUGCUGCUCUCACCGAGUACUUUGCCUGGCUUGAAAACGAGUUGGUUAACAAACAUACAAAGCUGGACGAGGUUGAAGCAGCAGACAAAUUGGAGCAGAUUCGGUCCAAGCAUGAGAACUUCGUCGGCCUUUCAUUCGACACCAUUUCUUCUACAGGCCCCAACGCGGCUGUUAUCCAUUAUAAGCCUGAGAAGGGAAGCUGUUCCGUAAUUGAUCCCAAGGCUAUCUACCUCUGCGACUCCGGCGCCCAGUAUCUGGAUGGCACUACCGACACCACACGCACAUUCCACUUUGGCCAGCCUACGGAAUUCGAGAAGAAGGCAUUCACCCUGGUCCUUAAGGGUCUCAUCGGAAUCGACACCGCAGUCUUCCCCAAAGGAACGAGCGGCUUUGCUCUUGAUGCUUUUGCAAGACAGCACUUGUGGAAGGAAGGCCUGGACUAUCUUCAUGGCACCGGUCACGGAAUCGGGUCCUACCUGAACGUCCACGAAGGUCCCAUCGGUAUUGGCACGCGCGUCCAGUAUUCUGAGGUUUCGCUGUCUCCAGGAAACGUCAUUUCCGAUGAACCCGGUUAUUACGAAGAUGGAAAGUUUGGUAUCCGUAUCGAGAACGUGAUUAUUGCUCGCGAGGUGCAAACGCGGAACCGUUUCGGUGACAAGGCGUGGCUGGGCUUCGAACAUGUUACCAUGACACCCUUGGGUCGCAAUCUGAUUGAACGAUCCCUGCUGACGGAGGCAGAGAUCAAAUGGGUCAAUGACUACCACGAAGAAGUCUGGGAGAAGACGCAGCACUUCUUUGAGAAGGACGACGGACGAAGCGGUUAUACGAACGGAAAUGGCUACGGCGACGGGAGCCGCUAUGACCAAGGAUACAGCAAUGGAGAUACCCGGAGGGCAAACGGCUACGGUGGUGCAGGUGGAGGACGAGAGCCCCGUGUAGGUGGAUAUGGCGGAUUAUCCGAGGAGCCUCAGCAAGCAGACUAUUCUACGUCGCCGUCGCGGGAGCGAAGCCGGGCUAGGGUAGAGCGUGAGCAGCGACAGGCGACCUCACGGUCGCGCACGAGAGAUCCGAAUGCGGGUGCCAGACGGGCAGGUGGAAGAGAUGAAACUGGCUAUACGAGUCGAUCGAGGGGAGGAGAGGGUUCAGAUGGUGCGCGGAGGGCCCGGGGAGCGCAGGCGAUAGAGGACAUCCUCCAGUCGAUCCAGCGUGACUGGGACUUCAUGGCCAGCGAUGAAUGCGUUCCUGUUCAGGUCGGGUUGCAAUUGAUGGACAACAGCACGUUGGGUAAAGCAGAUCGGGAACCGGAAUUCCUGGAGAUGCACAAGCAGAUUCAAAAGACGCUGAAGGCUAUUGUCAACGAGCACCACCAGGGUUUCAAUAGUUCUAUCGGUACAUACCAUAAGAUCCAAAGCAGCAUACAAAGCUCACAAACCCGCGUGCGGACGCUACGCGACUCUCUCGAAGAGACGAAAGCCGGUCUUCUCACGACCAAACCCGAAUUGAAAGGGCUGGCUCACUCAUCUCAAAGCUACGAUGAUAUUCUACAGUUAUUCCACCAGAUCCAAGAGAUCCAAUCCCUGCCCGAGAAGCUAGAAGGUCGGAUAUCCGACAAACGUUUCUUGUCUGCGAUUGAUAUCUUGCAAGAUGCUCUUCGCCUUCUGCGGAGGUCAGACUUCGAUAGCAUUGGGGCUCUUGCCGACCUUCGGGCAUAUUUCAGCAACCAGGAGGUCUCUUUGACCGACAUCUUAAUCGAGGAGCUACAUGACCAUCUGUAUCUCAAAUCGCCCUAUUGCCAAGAUAGAUGGAAGCCUCCAGUGAUAAAUGGUCAAAGUAACGGGACGGCUAGUGUCUCCGGGGUUAAUGGCGUGACAACGUGGGAAAGGCCUGUCUACGGCUUCCUAGCGAAGUUGGACACGUCCUCGCCUAUGGUUGAGGAUGCUUCGAGGAACCCGGAAGCUGACACCUUCAGCUAUAUCCACAUGAUUAUUGAGGCACUCAAUAAAAUGGGACAUCUGGAUGUUGCUAUUGAUCGGAUAGAACAGCGAAUGCCUGUUGAACUUUUUGCGGUUGUCGACAAGACCAAUGCGGAAGUUGAUGCUCGAUACCCGAACCUGCCGCGAGGCUUUUCAUCCAGAGAUAGCACAAGUAACUCACCAGCUGAGAUCAACGAACAGCGCGGCCACGUGCUUAGUGAAUUCCUAUGGGCCUUGUAUGCUAAGUUUGAGGCAAUAGCGGAGAGUCAUCGAGUUGUCCAUGAUGUGGUCAAAGGCAUCGUGGAACGUGAAGACAUCCCCAAAGCCAGUAACUUGACCGGGGGCUUCAAGGAGCUAUGGAAACUAUAUCAAAGCGAGCUAUCUGAUGUCGAUCAAAACUCAUCCGAUAUGAAAGCCGAACAGGAUGACUUGGACGAGAUCCUGAGAUCUUCCGUCCCCGGUCUGGUGACUAAGUCAACUCAAAGAGCGACCACUACCGACUCUUCUCAGACCAGACAAGGAAAUUCGGGCACCGGCCAUAAGCUACUCAUCGAACCGAGUGUGUUCAAUAUGAGUCUUCUGCUACCCCCGUCUCUAUCUUUCAUCCAACGGUUGAAGGAUAUCGUGCCGGUCGACUCGGACAUUGUUAUGAGCACACUGACCUCUUUCCUGGAUGAUUUCUUAGUCAACGUCUUUCUGCCUCAGCUUGAGGAAGCUAUCACUGAUCUUUGCACAUUGAGUUUCAUUUCAGCAGAUGCCUUUACUGAGGAUCCGCAGUGGGCAGCCGUUUCUCCCAGACCGGUCUUUAAGGGGACUGUCCAAUUCAUGAACCUUGUCAAAGCAUUUAGCAAGAUGUUGGAUACUAUUCCUCAAGAUCAGACGUUUACACAGCUUGUCAUUAGCCAAGUUGUGACAUACUAUGACAAGUGCUGCGGCUGGUACAAGGCAAUUGUCUCCAAGAUUUCCCCGCAAGCACCGGGGGGCGUCCGUCUCAAAGCAGCCGCGGCUUUUGCGGAAUCAGGCGAGAUCCGGGAUACAGUACUUGAGCUAUGGCAAAACCCCGGUGAUAAGAAAAGAGAACUUGUCGAUAAGGAAAUCGAUCUUAUGAUCAAGGAGACAAAUAAGAAUCCUCUCGUGCCGUAUGAUAUCAUCUCAGAUCCUAAGACGGUCGUUGCGCUGUCAUUACUGUAUAAUAGCAUGCAAUGGCUUGCCAGUCAUCUUGUGAAGUUGCGACAUGUCAGUCAGAGCGAGUCGCGGCCGCAGUCAUCCUCGGGGCGUGUUCCUCACUCUCGUCGAUGGACUCUUAUUACGGCUAUGAGGACAAAGCGGGACAGUGUUAGCCAGUCGGUCUAUCUUCCUCUCAAUCCUGAGACUGCAGUAGCAUUCGAUACCACAGUGCAGUCGCUCCGAGAUCUCGCCACAGCAGCGCUUCUUACGCUGCACAUUGAUAUCCGGUGCGGCAUUAUCCACAUGCUUACCAAGGCCAUGGCGGGACCAAACCCUCCCCCUCCUCAAUUACGUGAAUCGAAUACUCCUAUUACUCCUUCACCCGAUCCGAACGUGCAUUGGCACCAUAUCAUCCCUAACCAGCCGACAUCUGCGUCUCCGGCGGUCCUUGAACUAAACACUGAUCUGAUUUCCUUCGACACGAACGUCUCUGCGUAUGUGGGCCCGAAUGAACAGUGGUUCAUCUCUUCGGGCCUUGCCAGGUUCAUCGACAAGGUCUUCAUCUCCUGCACUAGAUAUAUUGGGGCAAUGAACCAUAACGGCGCUCUGCGCCUUCAGCUGGACGUUCUUGUCCUCCAACAGAACCUGAAGAAUAUAAUUGUGGAUCCAACCGGUGAGGACACCGAGAGAAGCAACGCCCUAGACGAUCCGAGCCAGCCGCACGAGGUUGUCGCCCUCCCUCGCAGUGCCAAGUUCCUCGACUGGUUCCUUGAAGGAGCCGAAAAAGCACUUGACUAUGCCAAGGAAGAGAAGGAACUAUUUGCAGCGCAAGGCGAUAAAGCACUGGCGGCUGGAAACGGCGAACCUUUCUCUUACGAUGAGCUAAAGAUACUGGUAGACCUCUGUUUUUCCGAAAUUAUGAAGGGCCCUCGCGGUGCAGAGAAUCGCGAGGAUUUCAUGGCAGCCAAGAGAGGGAUCGCCGAUGCAAUGCUCAGGCUCAGCGAGGUCAUGUGGGAUUCUUAG